GAGACAUUAUCGGAGCACACAAUUCCCGUAACCCCAAAUUUUACAUCCGUCAGUUUUAUUCCUCCGGCGAUCGCUUCUCUUCCUUGUAUCUCAUUGUGUUGGAGUGUUGGUUUCGUUUUCUCAGCGUGAGCUCUUUUACCACUGCAACAAUUGGAAGAUCAACGGCCUCUGACAGAUAUGUUCAAGUUCUGGGGUUCUCCUCAAGAGCAACAAGUUUCUUCUCCAAGGCCACAGGAAAGUACUACCAAUUCAUGGUAUCCUCCAUCUGCUAGUCCACCAAGUUCAUCCGGCUCUCCUAUUCCUAAUGACAUCAAUUCCAACACUUACACUGAAAGGCUUGAAGAUCGAUCUCACUUAUCAUCUCAUGAAACUCAAUCUCCAGUUGUAUAUCUGCAAGACAAAAGUAUUGAUGAGUUACGGAGGCUUUUAUCUGACCAAGGAGCCUAUCAACAGUUCUUGCUUUCAAUUGAUCCUGUAAGAACUCAGAAUAAUGUACGAGAUGAGCUUAAGAAAGAAACCCUGCAACUUGCUAGAGAAAACUUGGAAAAAGAACCCCAGAUAACUGAAUUAAGGAACCAGUGCAUGAUCAUACGAACAAUGGAAUUAGCAUCUGCUCAAGAAAAGCUACAUGACCUCAAGAAAAAAACCCAACUCCUUCAAUGUUACUCCCCGGAUUCCUUGCUAAACAAGCUACAAGAGUGUAUGAAUAAAACAGAUGAGGAAUCAGAAAUGCUACAUGAACAGCUUCUUGGAAAGGAGAUUGAUGUUGUGACUUUUACUAAAAAGUAUAAACAACUUCGGAUUAAUUAUCAUAAACAGUCUCUUACCUAUCUUGCAGCCAAGACUAGUGUUGUUGGUUGAUCGUAUUUUUAACAGGUUUGAAUGUCAUAAACUGGAAACCAACUAUUUACUUUUUUAUUCACAAAACACUGUUGAAAACUAUUAAAAUAAUGGUGUAUUUUGUAAACACAAAGUUUCAGUUAUUUGAAGAAAAAACCAAUGGUGAUUUGUCAAGAAAAAAUAAAAUGGUUUUUGACUUGUUUAUGAGAUUAAAAAGCAAAAUUCCAAGAUUCUUGUGUGUUGAAA
This is a messenger RNA of Lactuca sativa (garden lettuce), 1086 nucleotides long. RefSeq names its product vacuolar protein-sorting-associated protein 37 homolog 1. Gene Ontology annotation, cellular component: ESCRT I complex. NCBI's taxonomy places the organism in Eukaryota, Viridiplantae, Streptophyta, Magnoliopsida, Asterales, Asteraceae. The record is from RefSeq and is a predicted model, not a curated record. Gene Ontology annotation, biological process: protein targeting to vacuole; ubiquitin-dependent protein catabolic process via the multivesicular body sorting pathway; protein targeting to membrane.